Molecule: messenger RNA, 2235 nt
Organism: Salvia miltiorrhiza (redroot sage)
Lineage: Eukaryota; Viridiplantae; Streptophyta; Magnoliopsida; Lamiales; Lamiaceae
Product: beta-amylase 1, chloroplastic
Exons: 4
Coding region: 160-1890 (576 amino acids)
Biological process (GO): polysaccharide catabolic process
Molecular function (GO): beta-amylase activity
Source: RefSeq, a predicted model, not a curated record
GACGACAACCACUUCUCUCUCCUCACUCCUAUAAAUAUAAAUCCCCAAUCGCCAUUUCCUUCAGAGCUCAAAAAAUUUAAAAAAAAUAUAAAAUUCCUCUUCAACGGUGUUGUGAUCAACGGUUUCAAUCCAAAUCUCUGUUAAUAAUUCCUACAUAUAAUGGCAAUGAGUUUGCCUCACCAGAUUGGAGCGAUUUCCGGCGCGCCGUUGGCGGGGGAUUCCGGUUGCGUAUCCGGUGAAGCGCCGUCUUCUGCUACAGUCAGCGCGGUGUGGAGAUCUCCCGCCGCAUCUAACCUGCGCGUCUCCGCGAUGGCGGAGUCCGACCGCAUCUCCCCGUCGCCGCCGCUCAGCCCGCGCCUCGGCGGGGUGCGGCCGGACCUGUCGGUCGCGGCUCAGGCGCUGAUGUCUCCGGCUACGGAGGCGAUAGAGGAUAGGGAGUACGUGGCCGGCGGGGCCCCGCAGGCCAAGGAUCGGAAAGGGGUACCGGUGUUCGUGAUGAUGCCGCUCGACAGCGUGACGUGGAACCACACCGUGAACCGGAAGAAGGCGAUGAACGCGAGUCUGCAGGCGCUGAAGAGCGCCGGUGUGGAGGGGAUCAUGAUGGAUGUGUGGUGGGGGUUGGUGGAGGGAGAGAAGCCUGGCGAGUAUAACUGGGGCGGAUAUGUGGAGCUCCUCGAGAUGGCGAAGAAGCACGGCCUCAAGGUCCAGGCUGUCAUGUCGUUCCACCAGUGCGGCGGUAACGUCGGCGAUUCGUGCACCAUUCCACUUCCGAAAUGGGUUGUUGAGGAGAUUGAUAAAGAUCCAGACCUAGCGUAUACGGAUCAAUGGGGUCGGCGUAAUUACGAGUAUUUAUCUCUUGGAUGCGACACUCUCCCUUGUCUCAAGGGAAGAACUCCCGUCCAAUGCUACUCCGAUUUCAUGCGAUCCUUCCGCGACACCUUCGAUCACCUCUUAGGUGAUACCAUUGUGGAAAUCCAAGUCGGAAUGGGUCCAGCCGGCGAGCUCCGCUAUCCGUCUUACCCGGAGGCAAACGGGACGUGGAAAUUCCCUGGGAUCGGAGCUUUCCAAUGCUAUGACAAGUACAUGUUGAGCAGCUUGAAAGCGGCAGCAGAGGCGUACGGGAAGCCCGAGUGGGGCCACACCGGCCCGACCGAUGCUGGUGAGUACAACAACUGGCCGGAGGACACCAACUUCUUCAAGAAGGAAGGUGGUGGCUGGAACAGCCAGUAUGGGGAAUUCUUCCUCACUUGGUAUUCCGAGUUGCUCAUCGCCCACGGCGAGAGGAUCGUGCAGUCGGCCAAGAACAUAUUCGAGAACAAGGGCAUCAAGAUAUCUGUCAAGGUUGCCGGAAUCCACUGGCACUACGGCACUCGAUCCCACGCCCCAGAGCUCACGGCGGGGUACUACAACACCCGCUUCCGCGACGGCUACCUCCCCAUCGCCCAGAUGCUAGCCCGCCACGGCGCCGUCUUCAACUUCACCUGCAUCGAGAUGCGGGACCACGAGCAGCCCCAGGAUGCGCAGUGCUUGCCGGAGAAGCUGGUCCAGCAGGUCGCCCGUGCCACCCAGCAGGCUGGGGUCCGGCUGGCAGGCGAGAACGCCCUCCCAAGGUACGACGAAACCGCCCACGAGCAGAUCCUGCAGGCCUCGUCGCUUAAUGUCGAGGGCGGGGCGGGGGCCGGGCAGGAGAUGUGUGCGUUCACCUACCUGAGGAUGAACCCGGACCUGUUCCAGCCGGAGAACUGGCGGAAGUUCGUGGCGUUCGUGAAGAAGAUGGGUGAGGGGAAGGACGCGCACAAGUGCUGGGAGCAGGUGGAGCGCGAGGCGGAGCAUUUCGUGCAUGUGACGCAGCCGCUGGUGCAGGAGGCGGCGGUGGCCCUGAUGCAUUAGGGCGGCGGUGCCUGGGGUAGUAGGUAAAGAAUAACUCCGACCACCACCUUUUCCGAUCACCAACCCUUUCCGAUGUUGGCUGAUGUGUGGUAGCAGAGGCAGAAUGAUGCCGUAUAAACUUGAGAAAUAUUGUAGUAAUACAGAUAUGCCAUAUUGAUUUUGAUCACAACCAAGAUUGGUUAAUGUUUGAGCUAAUACCUUUUUACUCAAAAAAAUGACAACCAACAAGAUGGGUUGAUGUUAGCUGUACCUUUUCACUCAAAAAAUGUUAUGCAGCAACGUAUUAUUGUAAAUAUGUACAGAACUGUUUUAUUAUUAUGUGGUGAUGUACAACCGUUUUCACUA